Acipenser ruthenus (sterlet) is the source of this 5944-nucleotide messenger RNA. Its product is annotated as muscleblind-like protein 3. Gene Ontology annotation, molecular function: metal ion binding. The record is from RefSeq and is a predicted model, not a curated record. Lineage: Eukaryota; Metazoa; Chordata; Actinopteri; Acipenseriformes; Acipenseridae. The transcript has 13 exons. Bases 1550 to 2851 code for a protein of 433 amino acids.
CCCAUUGCUGCUGCUUGCUGAGCGCUGCUCCGGUGACGCUGCCCUCGCUGGCGUUCGCAUGGCAGCCGAGGCUCCACGCCCACCCGCUGCACACCGAGACAGGGAUUCCCCUAAAAUGGUGGCACGUCUUUAUUGUGUCGUACUAGUAACUCGGGAAGCAGCGGCAGACAGCACUUAACCUCCCAUUCCCUUCUUGUACAUUUUUUUCUUUCUUUUUAGCUUAAUGUGCGGGCAGUUUAUGUAUUUCAUUUUUAAAAUAAAUCUAUUGUUCUGUGUUUUUGCAUUCACGUUCUCUCUCCGCCCUACUUAAGAUAACUGACUACAGUUCGCAUUGAAGCAAGCAUACAAGCGCACAGAGUGAAGAGAAGAGGGGAGCAGGGCUAGAGAAUGAGAGAAACGCAGCUGCUGCUUGUGCUAGUCUGGGCUCACACAUUGCUGCACCGUCGCACAAUCCGCAGGCGCUUCUGAAUGGGGAAGCAGGCAGGAGCAGUUGCAUGAGAUUGCUGGAAAGAAAGAAGAAGUGCCUUCUCCUGAAACAAUAAGAACGAGCGAAGCUGCCAGAGAGACACAGCCAGACAUCCACCACAACCAAACAGCCCUGCUCGGAUCCCUGGUCUCUCUCUCUCUCUCUCUCUCUCUCUCUGGUUUUUACUUUCUCUCUCUCUCUCUCUCCCUCCCUUCCUUUCUCUCUUUUUGUGCUCGGCUGGGGAAUUUGGCCUUUUUCGCACCCAUCCCUCAUCCAGACAGCAAGUCAUCCAUUCUCCUGCCGCUGAUCACUGGAGCUGGUAUUUAAGGAUUUGUUUUAUUCUGUCAUUUUUUUUUUUGUUGCCCUGGUUCGGACAGCCUUUUAUUUAUUUUUCGUAUUUUUUUUAUUUUUGAAUUGUCGUGGUGAAGGACGGCAGGGAAGAAAGUUGUUUUUGGCUGUGUCCUCCCUCCCUGCCUGCCUGCCUGCCUGCCUGCCUGUCUGCCUGACUGACUGACUGCCUUUCUUGGUUUGUUUAUUUUUGAUUUUUAUGUUACUGGUGGGACUCUGAAGGAGAGAACGAGAGAAAAACUGAAUUAAAGGAUAAACAAAAGGAAGUCGCUGUUCCCCAGAGGAGGAGUGCGGGUUGCUUCAUUAGAAAAGAAGAGACAGCUCGUAUUCAUUAUUUUUGUAUUAAGUCGUCAAGUUAAUUAAUCAGGACUCGCACCUUGUAUCCAACCCCCUGCUCGCCCGACACACACAAUGCGAAAGUGACUUAAUCAAAACUUUCACUAAAUUCACUUUGUGAAGAGCUGGACUCUCUGUUUCAAUCCCCCGGAAGGUAUUUCAUCUUCUUAAUCAGGGCAGCACUAGUGCAAGGGCUGACGUUUCGGUGUCAAAUCUUUGUCUUUGUUCUUUGUUUUCAACCAAAGCUCCAAGUUAGAUCACACUUUUAUCGUUUUUAUUAUUAUUAUUAUAUUAUUUUUUCAUUCUGUUUUAUUUUUUUGGGGGGUGUGGAAAGAGAAGGGGCCCUUAUUUUGAUCUCCCCUCCCCCUGCACACUGUGCUUUGACUCCAGUCCUGUGCCAUGGCUGUAAAUGUAUCGAUGAGCCGUGACACAAAAUGGCUGACUCUGGAAGUUUGCCGGGAGUUCCAGAGAGGCACCUGCUCCCGCUCGGACGCCGAGUGCAAAUUCGCCCACCCGGCGAGGAGCUGCCACGUGGAGAACGGCCGAGUCAUCGCCUGCUUCGACUCGCUCAAGGGCCGCUGCACUCGGGAGAACUGCAAGUACCUCCACCCACCGCCCCACCUGAAGACCCAGCUGGAGAUCAACGGGAGGAACAACCUCAUCCACCAGAAGACAGCAGCUGCCAUGAUGGCACAGCAGAUGCAAUUCAUGAUGCCUGGAACCCAGCUGCAGCCCAUGACCACGUUCCCUAUGACGUCCUCCUUGGCCAGCAGCCCCGCCAUGGCCUCCUUCAGCCCGUACCUGAGUCACAUGAGCUCUGGGAUGGGCCUGGUUCCCGAGCUCUUCCCCAACACUCCCAUGCUGGUCUCUGGGAACCCCACGGUCGCUGUCGGGGGCAGCUCUGCCGGGCAGAAGCACAUGCGCACCGACAAGCUGGAGGUGUGCCGUGAGUUCCAGCGAGGGAACUGCACGAGGGGGGAGACCGACUGCCGCUACGCCCACCCCAUGGAGACGGCCAUGAUCGACGGCUGUGAGAACUCCGUCGUCGUGUGCAUGGACUACAUCAAGGGCCGCUGCAGCCGUGAGAAGUGCAAGUACUUCCACCCGCCCACGCAUCUCCAGGCCAAGAUCAAGGCAGCUCAGCACCAGGCCAACCAGAACGCCGCCACAGCAGCAGCCAUGACCCAGCCAGACGCCCGAUCCCUGAAGCGACCCCUGCAGCCGACCCUUGACCUGGCUCUUCCUCCAGGGGCCCUGCAGCCGUUACCAAAGAGGCCAGCGCUCGAGAAAGCCAACGGUGGCACCACUGUCUUCAACCCCAGCAUGAGCAUGUUUCAUUACCAGCAGGCCCUGGCCAACAUGCAGAUGCAGAUGCAGAUGCAGCAGCCAGCCUUCAUACCGACAGGGUCUGUUCUGUGCAUGACUCCCACUGCUGGCGUUGGACUCCUCAAAUCCCCAAUGCCUGGCAAUGACUGCAGCUGGGAGAGGCGGGACUGGAGCAGCUGCAGGCUCCCCCACAGCCGCUACCUGUCAAUGCCUGGAUUAACUGUUCCCAUGAUGCACAGUGCUACGCCCUCCACUGUUACUUCAGCAGCAGCGUCUGUCACGAGUGUCCCUUUCGCUGAGUCUGCGGCUGCCAGUCAGAUCCCCACGCUAUCUGUCGAUGAACUGAACAGCAACAUGUUUGUCUCUCAGAUGUAGCCGUGGCCAGCCGAACAGCCGGGCGCUCCGAGGUUCUGCAGCAGCAAAGUGGAUCUCUGGUGUGUUUCCAUGGAAACCCGGUCAACCCUAGUGCCCCCACGGCAAAGUCCACAGUAAGCCUAAUCCAGCCCACACGUUAACCAAAAAAAAGAAUUCAAGGGAAUAAUAAUGAUGAUGAUGAUAAUAAUAAUAAUAAGAAGAAUGAUGUCCGAAUAAUUCAGAUGUUAAAGAGACACGUUUCCAAUACCAGACGGAUGUGAAUGUGAAAGAUGCUGACCGCACAGAGAGGCAGGGUGAGGUGCUGUGCUGCCCUGCGCAGCGCAGCGCACAGACAACAAAGAGCAGGCUUUUUAAAACUUCACUUGAAAAAGAAAAAAUAACGUAAGACUGUUGCUUUUACAGAAUAUUCAAAAUGGAUAUUUUUUAUUGUCCUGUGUCUGUUUUUAUUUUUCAUAAAAAAAAAAAAAAAAAGACGCAGAAAGUGUUAUCACUAUGUUCUGUUUACAUCAAAGUAUAUGUGUUUGUUUGGGGAAAGGGGGUGGGAGUGGGGAUAAUACUAUUGCUAAUAAUGUAAGUGUUUGAUGAGUGUACCCGAACCACAUGGUUUUAAUAAUGAUAAUCAGUCAGCACUUGGAGAUGUGGCUGCACCUUCACUGCACACGUUGUUUGGUUCCCCUAGAGCUCAAGGACGGUGAAACUUUUAAAACGAUAGGGCUGAGCCAGUUUAUACCUCGCUCUGGAUAUUACUUUAAAUGUCUGCCCCGGACACUAUCAGUUAUACAUUGGAGGAUUAUGAUGAAAAAAAAACCAAACCCCUUAUAAAUAAAGGGGGAUUAUCAUGUUUUUCAAUAAUGAUGACGGCGACGUCUUUAAUAAAUUUGAAAAAUGUCAUUUUUUUCCGCCACUCUGUUCAGUUGUGGUUUGUGAAACCAGCUGAUGGCCUACUAACCUGGGAUUACUGGUCUAAUUCCAGUCCAGGUCCAAAAUACUGACCUGCCCACAUUUCUGCACCCCCGGCUAGUCCAUAAGCAAGUCCUCAGGACUCCCCUGAAAACGAGACAGUGUCGCAUCUCAACGCUGUCCAAUCCUGCAGCAGCGCGGGAUGAGGCUCGUGUCGCUCACCUGCAGAGUUCAGACGCAGCCGUGUACCUGUGUGGGUUUGGGUGCAGCCACUUUGAACUGUAUAUCUGUAUAUUUUGAAGGUUGGGUACGUGAUCACAUUCCCUGGUCCUCCGUUGGCUCGGUACGCUUUGAUUCCGGGAUGGACACAAGUUGUCCUUUUGUUUUAUGCAUCGGAAACAAAAAUAUUAUCAAAAUCCGGACAGCCGUGGGAAUCUGAUCACGUGAAUACUACAGUGAUGGCCAACAGGUUUGCAUCACCCUAUAUAGAAUGAACUAGUUUUGCUUCAUGAAGUCCAAUGAAACCUGCUGAAUAAUGUUACACUGGCAUAUUGAAUUACAUACCGCUUUCUAAUGUGAAAUACUGUUCUACUAUCAUGGCUUCCGGUAGACUUUUGCGACAUAGUUUGGUAGUUUCUUUGAUUUACAUGAUGUUAAAUAAACGGUCUAAAUAGUCUCAAUCCUAGAAUUCUAGGUGAUGCUAAUUUUUUGGCCAUGGCUGUAGCCUCAGCCUGUGUUAGUGCCUGAUAAAGAGUUCAUGAGCUGAAGUUUAAAAGCACUAUUUCUCCCGAGCUUGGCUGGAGAGGACCCUUCUGUCAGCCCUCCCUCUCUCUCUGUCUCUCCUGGCACUGCCGCCUCGCCUCGAAGGGUUUUGUGUAAAUGGAAAGGGGCUUUACUGCACUGUUCAGCUGCUGUAUUGUUUUUCAUUGUUGUUUUUUGGAGGGGUUGUGUGGUGGCUGUGGGUUUGGUUUGGCGGUGGGUGAAAAGCUUGUCCUUUUAAAGGUUGGUAGAUGAGAGAGGAGGCUGGGAUCCUGCUUUCCAUGUGUUUGACAUGUUGGAUGAUCUCAUCUAUAGGCUGGCCGCUGCGCUGACUUGACCUAACCCAUGGGGAGUGAGCAGGGUGUGAGUGACCUGACGUAGCGACAGGUGCUGGGUAAUAAUCAGAAAGGGAGGGUUUUUUUUAUUAGGGGAGGGGGUGACCACCAGCCAUUGAGUGUAUUGAGGCUCUGAGGCCUUCGAGAGUCUCACAAACCUUCAUCUGUUGGCAGAGCCCAGCAUGGUGCAGCACACAAAGCUUAGCAUAGCUGCACCCCUCUUUCACUUACGAACACAGUGGCUGAUGUAGAUUUCUUUUCAAGUGGGAUAUUCAGGGUGGAUUGGUAGAUUUUCAGACCCAGGUGUGGUUGGAGCAUCGAAAAGCUUGAAGCACUAAAAAAAAAAAAAAAAAAAAAAGAAAGGAAAGGAAAACAUUUUUAUAUAUAUAUAGAUAUAUAAUGAGUUUGGGGGAACGGAGCGCCAUGUGCAGGCAGCACUAUUUGAAUUCGUUGUGCAAUGACAUUGACUUGGUACUUUUGUGUCUUUGUAGUUUUCAGUAAGUUAGUCGUCGAGACUUUAAAUUUGAGCUUAAAUCACGGUAGUGAUCUUUUAUUUUUACUUUUAGAAACAAAGUCCCUGAAUUGGAACAGUGACUCUAAACAGAACGGACCUUUUCCCCCGCUGUGCUGUGAGAGACAGGGCUUGGGGUGGGCUGGAUAGUGAGCCACGCUGGGGUGUGGAAGAGUGUGCAGCAGUGUGCACGCUCACAGGAUCUCUUGGAAAAGUGUGCAGCAGUGUGCACGCUCACAGGACCUCUUGGAAGAGUGUGCAGCAGUGUGCACGCUCACAGGAUCUCUUGGAAGGGUGUGCAGCAGUGUGCACGCUCACAGGACUUCUUGGAAGGGUGUGCAGCAGUGUGCACGCUCAUAGGACUUCUUGGAAGAGUGUACAGCAGUAUGGACGCUCACAGGACCUCUUGGAAGAGUGUGCAGCAGUGUCCACGCUCACAGGACUUCUUGGAAGAGUGUGCAGCAGUGUGCACAGGACCUCUUGGAAGAGUGUGCAGCAGUGUGCACGCUCACAGGACUCCUGGCCAUUACCGCAGGUAGCAAGAGAGAAAGACUCGUGGAGCUCGUAUUCAUUUAAUGUUAAACAAUA